Molecule: messenger RNA, 2367 nt
Organism: Striga asiatica
Lineage: Eukaryota; Viridiplantae; Streptophyta; Magnoliopsida; Lamiales; Orobanchaceae
Source: the annotation of a GenBank genome assembly
AUGCACAUCAAGAACUUCUGUUUCAUUUUACCUUCAGAGGUGGAUGAACCGCACCAGAAAUUCUAUUCAGCCAAACAGUCCCUUCCUCGAGAAGGCUGCGGUGCUCCGGCUCUUGAUCUCUUUAAACGGCAGAUAAACCGUUUUUUUCGCUCAGGAUGGUUUCCUUGGUGCCACCAUCGGCCGCCGCUUCACAAAGCAUACUUUGACGCGCAAGGAGUCCCGAUGGAGGAGGAGGAGCAGGGCGCCCCAAACCCAAACCCAAGGAUAUUCAGUUACGCCGAACUCUACAUCGGCUCCAGUGGUUUCCACGAGCGCGAAAUUUUAGGCAGCGGGGGCUUCGGACGAGUCUACCGUGCGGUGCUGCCGAGCGACGGCACAGCCGUGGCCGUCAAGUGCCUCGGGGAGGACAACAGGGGUGGCCUCGAGAAGACCUUCUUGGCCGAGCUGGCGGCGGUGGCCCAUCUCCGCCACCGUAACCUCGUCCCCCUCAGGGGCUGGUGCAUCCACGACGGCAGCCUCCUCCUCGUGUACGAUUACAUGCCCAACCGAAGCCUCGACCGAGUCUUGUUCGGGAAAACGGCCAAUUCCCUUUCUUGGGAAAAGAGAAAGAGGAUUGUCGCCGGCUUGGCGGCGGCCCUGCACUACCUGCACCACCAGCUCGACACGCAGAUAAUACACCGUGACGUGAAGUCUAGCAAUGUCAUGCUCGAUUCCGAUUUCAACGCACGGCUGGGGGACUUCGGGCUGGCCCGGUGGCUGGAGCACGGCCUCGCCUACGAGGCCAACGCCUCCAAUAGAAUGUUUCGGGUGGCAGAGAGCUCGAGAAUCGGGGGGACGAUUGGGUACCUGCCUCCGGAGAGCUUCCGGAAGAGAAGCAAGGCAACCGAAAAAUCGGACGUCUUUGGGUUCGGGAUAGUCGUACUGGAAAUUGUGUCAGGCAGACGAGCCGUGGACUUGACCCGCCCUGACGACCGCAUAGUCCUCCUCGAUUGGAUCAGACGGCUUUCAGACGAGGGAAGGGUUAUAGAAGCAGGGGAUGCUCAGAUUCGGGAUGGGUCAGACGUGGAGCGGUUCUUACGUCUCGGGCUUCUCUGCACUCUUCACGACCCUCAGUCCCGGCCAAGUAUCAAGUGGGUCGUUGAAUUUCUCUCCGGGAACGUAGACUUUGAGAAACACCUCCAUCUCCCGUCUUUCCUUACCCAACCACUUUACAUCUCUAUAUCUUCCUCCCCUAUCACGAGUACUUUCAACACGCAGACCACAAAUUCUUCCCAAACGGCAAGCGUCCGUACAAGAAGCCUACGCCACUCGUCGACAAACUCCGAAACCAUCUACUUCACCGCCGAGUCCGAGAUGAGAAACGAAAACACAUCAUUUCCCGUGAUCGAGACCCCGAGACCCAUAACCUACGACGAGAUCGCGUCCGCCACAGACGACUUCUCAGACGCCCACCGGUUGGCGGAGAUCGACUUCGGAACGGCCUACCGCGGCCUCCUCGAAGGCAGCCGCCACAUCAUCGUGAAGAGGCUCAGGAUGAAGACGUGUCCCGCCCUGCGCAUGCGGUUCGCGGACGAGCUCCGGAACGUGGGGAGGCUCCGCCACAGGAACCUCGCGCAGCUCCGCGGGUGGUGCACCGAGCGCGGGGAGAUGCUCGUGGUGUACGACUACUCGCCGAGCCGCGUCCUCAGGAACACGCUCCCCCGUUUGAGCUGGCGCCAGAGGUACGACAUCGUCAAGUCCCUCGCAUCCGCAAUCCGCUACCUCCACGAAGAGUGGGACGAACAGGUGAUCCACCGGAACAUAACCUCCUCCGCAGUGAUGCUCGACCGGGAAGCAAACCCGAGGCUCGGCUCGUUCGCGCUUGCCGAGUUCCUGACGAGGAACGAGCACGGAGGGCCACAUGAAAUCAUCACGGCGGAUGAGAAGAAAAAGUCGGUUCGGGGGAUUUUUGGGUAUAUGUCGCCGGAGUACAUGGAGUCCGGGGAGGCGACAGCGGCGGCUGACGUGUACAGCUUCGGGGUGGUGGUGCUUGAGGUGGUGACGGGGCGGGCAGCGGUGGACUUUCGGGAACGGGAGGUGAUGUUGGUGGGGAGGGUGCGGAGGAAUGAGGAGUUGGUGGAUUGGAGAUUGGGUGGGGAGUAUGACGGGAGGGAAAUGGAGAGGCUGGUGAGGUUGGGUUUGGCGUGCACGAGGUCCGAGCCGGAGUUGAGGCCGAGCAUGAGGCAGAUAGUGAGUAUAAUGGAGGGUUACGAUCAGUGGCUUUCAGAGACAAGAGGGUUGAAGCAAGAGGGGAUACAGGAAUGGAAACAGAGGAAUGCAUCUUCUCUCUCUCUUGUCAGGAGGAUUCAAGCUCUUACCAUACACUGA